This is a messenger RNA of Camelina sativa (false flax), 1464 nucleotides long. RefSeq lists its product as uncharacterized. Lineage: Eukaryota; Viridiplantae; Streptophyta; Magnoliopsida; Brassicales; Brassicaceae. Gene Ontology annotation, molecular function: DNA-3-methyladenine glycosylase activity. The record is from RefSeq and is a predicted model, not a curated record. Gene Ontology annotation, biological process: base-excision repair.
AUCUUUUGUUUGUUUGUCUCCCUUUCACUUUCUUAUGAAUGUUGUAGUAAAGCCUGACUCAUUCCCGUGAUCCUUCCUAGUAGUGAUAAAAACAAACUUGGGGCUCUGUCUUGAUUUCGCUAGAAGAAUUGGGGAAAACUUUUUUAGGUGAAGACUUCAUUUAAGUUAGUUUUGUUUAAAUGCAAGCAGCUCCUCCUUUAUUUCUAGUUUUUAUCGAAAUUGGUGUAGUAAUCUCUUGGAACUGGUUUCAGAUUUUAUUUAGGGAAUUGCACACACUUCUUUUGGGUUUUGUGAUCCAGUGCAUACCAUUCUAGUGGUUGAAAAAGGGCAAUCGGAGACUUUUAGGUCAAUGUCAGCUCCACCGCGAGUUCGUUCUGUGGAUUCAUCCGACCGAGGAGAAUUCCGAUCAGUUCUUGGUCCCGCCGGUAACAAGCUGCAGCAGAAACCGUUGUCUAAGCCGGUGAAGAAGCAAGUGGCUGACAAAACUAAAAAAAAACCCAACUUUACAGCGUCGUCUCCAAGUCCGACGAAGAAGAUGCCUCAAUGCUCGCCUCUACUAAGCCCUUCAAUUCUCAGACGGAAUGGUAUCUCGAUGUCCGCUUCGUAUUCUUCUGACGCGUCGUCUUCUUGCGAGUCGUCGCCGUUGAGUAUGGCGUCUACUUCUAGCGGGAAGAGGGCUUUGCGCCGCCGAAAUGGGUCUGUCUCUUCUUCACUGACAAGGAAUCUUACUGAGGAGAGAGAUGAGAAGCCUUGUGGUGAUUGCUUCUCUGACGGCCGUAAAAGAUGCGCUUGGAUCACUCCCAAAUCUGACCAAUGUUACAUUGCUUUCCAUGAUGAAGAAUGGGGAGUUCCUGUCCAUGAUGACAAGAAACUUUUCGAGUUAUUAAGCCUGUCUGGUGCUCUUGCUGAACUAUCUUGGAAAGACAUACUUUCCAAAAGACAAUUAUUCAGGGAAGUUUUCAUGGACUUUGAUCCAGUUGCGAUAUCUGAACUACCUAAUAAAAAGAUAACAUCCCCUGACAUUCCUAUCACCGCGUUACUAUCAGAGCUAAAGCUACGGUCAAUCCUUGAGAACGCAAACCAAGUUAGCAAGAUAAUAGUUGAAUUUGGAUCAUUUGACAAGUACAUUUGGAACUUCGUUAACCAGAAACCUACUCAGAGCCAAUUCCGGUACCCACGACAAGUCCCUGUGAAGACUUCCAAAGCCGAACUGAUAAGCAAAGACCUUGUUCGCAGAGGCUUUCGCAGUGUCAGUCCAACGGUUAUUUACUCGUUCAUGCAAACAGCUGGUCUCACAAACGACCAUCUCACUUGCUGCUUCAGACACCAUGAUUGCAUGACAAAGGACGAGACUGAUGUUUUUGUUGUCAAGCUAGGAGGAGUUUCUAAGCCGAAUGUAUUGGAGAUUGUAUGAAAAGGAUUACAUGUUACAUUUUCGGUAUCAAUGGAUUAUAAUCUACUCUC